CACUUUCAUUUGCAAGAUCUAAUUUUGACGUACAACCGCCAUGACACUGAACACAGGUAAUCCAAACGGUGCCUGUACCGUUUCUCGUUACCGUCGUGUAAUUCAGCAUUCUUGGGCACAACCCGAACAAGUUGAGAAUGCGACAGCCCCUAACCUUAAUGAUCAAAACGUCAUAUCGCAAGUGCAUGUUAAGCAAGAAAUCACACCAAAGACUGGGGGAGGGCAUCCUAGCCCUGUCGUAGUAGAGGGCGACGAUAAAGUCCGGGAAGCUUCCACAACAAACCCUAACAAACUCCCACCCUACGAAGAACAAGAACCACAGGAAAGGAAGCUACUAUACAUCUCAGAUGACAGUUGCGACGAGGGGUCGUGUAAAUUUGAAAGUCACAAGAGUGGUCAACGUUACAAGAAACGCCAGAGUCAAUCCUCCAAACGGACGAAAGAUCAAUGUCAGAGAGUGAACGCGCAAGAUUGCAGUGAGGGUGAGGAGUGCUACGAAGAUGGGGACACAUCAGAUAGCUGUUCGGACUCUGACCUUGAAGUGGAUGAUCUCCGCCUUCAGUCUCACAAACACAAGAUGAAGAAAUGGACAUCAGUAGCACGGGGCAAAUUCGAGCAGAUGUUACUCGAAUGCAUCGUCAAUACAGAUAAAAUCCCGCCGAACUACGAGAACAUCUUCAUAGACCCCAAAACAAUUGGCAAAGUCGAAAGAAUCACAGCGAUGGGACUGACGAGGCCUAAAGCCUUCGGUCACGGCGUCUUGAAGAAUAACAAAGUCACCGGAGCUAUUCUCUACGGGCCACCAGGCACGGGAAAGACACUUUUAGCAAGGGGAGUGGCUAAGCAAUCCGGCUUUAACAUGCUCUCGAUUUCCGUCUCCGAGGUAUGGCAGAAGUGUCAUGGUGACGACGAGAAGAUGAUCAAGGCUAUCUUCUCCAUGGCGCGUAAGAUGUACCCGAGCAUUGUGUUCAUUGACGAAGCGGACGCUAUGCUGGGUGAACGCAAGGCCGGUGAGAAACGCCACAUCCGGGCCAUGCUGAACCAGUUCCUUAUGGAAUGGGACGGCAUCAUGAGUGGGACCGACUCGCCAUUCAUCUUGCUGGCUACCAACCGACCGAACGAUCUCGAUCCUGCCGUGCUUCGAAGGGCGCCUGUGCGCAUUUUCUUCAAUCUCCCAUCAAAGACUGAGCGAAUGGGCAUAUUGGGAUUGCUUCUCAAGGACGAGAACCUUGGCCCAGACAUCACUAUACCGACUCUAGCGAACUUAACGCCACAGUAUACCGGCUCGGACCUUAAGAAUCUCUGUGUGACUGCUGCGACCGAAUGCAUUGGCGAACAGACUGUCGAUACUCACGAGCGCACCUUAACACGCCGGCAUUUUUUGGCUGCUAUGCAAACUAUUAAAGCUACUACGCUCAGCAAGACGAGAGAGCAGGAUCUUGACAACUUCCAGAACAAUCGUCAUGAGCAGGGUGUGGCUGAAGAGUAGGAUGAUGUCUGACCGUGAUUAUUCCAAUUCCUGUCAAACUUUGUCGUUUUGUGUUGUAAAAUCCCAGCAAUAAUACUCAUAA
This is a messenger RNA of Lindgomyces ingoldianus, 1571 nucleotides long. RefSeq names its product AAA-domain-containing protein. Gene Ontology annotation, molecular function: ATP binding; ATP hydrolysis activity. The record is from RefSeq and is a predicted model, not a curated record. Gene Ontology annotation, cellular component: mitochondrial outer membrane. The coding region runs from base 41 to 1489 and encodes 482 amino acids. The transcript has 2 exons. NCBI's taxonomy places the organism in Eukaryota, Fungi, Ascomycota, Dothideomycetes, Pleosporales, Lindgomycetaceae.